CGGUGAUGUAAGUGUUUUUCCGUUAACUAGUAGGUGUUUGUGUGAAGACUGAAGAACUUCUUACUGACCAUAGUAGUCGAUCGUUUUGCAAUCAAGGUACACCCACUUUGCAGGGUGGAGUGGAACCAAAGAGAAAUAGAUGUUGAAGGCCAAGUUCCUUCUUCGUUUUGGAAGUAAUCCUGUGCGGGUUGCGGCUUUCAGCUUCAAGAAACUCAGGAAAAUUCAGGUCCUUGAUACCGACAUUUCUUCUGCUGUUGACAAAAUUUUGCAAGAAAUGGAUGUUGUAUCCUAUAGAGUACUAGGCUAUCUUCUUCUCGGCAUUGUCAGAAUAUACUCGAGAAAGGUUGAAUAUGCACUUGAUGAUUGCAAGGAGAUGCUCAUUAACGUUAAUAAAUUUGUGGACAAUAGAGAAGACUUUGCCCAUGUGGAAACCUUGCGUAUAUGUGUUAGUAUACCUGAGAGAUUACAGUUGGAUGCUUUUGAGUUGGAUGUACUUGAAGAUACUGGCAAAGACCAUACUGCUCUUCCAGAAGAAAUUACUAUUAGAGACAAAGAGGUUGUGUGUAAAACUGGGGAUUUUGGGCUGUUUUCUCAAGAGAAGGUAUGCAUUCCAUAGUUCUUCAUAGGUAUCAAAUUGUAGUGUCUCAAUUCUUUAUCUGAAUAAUGUUUAUUCUAUUUUAUCCACGCAAUUAUUUUUGUUUCUGUUUGUCUUGGGCUGUUCACUAAGAUAUUGUCUAAUAAAUGCUUUUCCGUGAGUAUAUAGGUCUGUUUCUGUUGGAUUCAAGAAAUAAACACAUUUAAUUCUAGAUAAAUUAUAGAAUCAUCUUACUGUAUUUAGUUAAGAUUUUAGUAUAAAAAUAAAAAAAUACUGGGUUUCCUUAAAAUAGAUUUCUUUCAAAACACCAAAAUCAACAACCUCAACCCGUUAUUGCCUUGUGCAAGUUGUCAAACUAUAACUGGCACACCAUUGGAUAAAACUGCUUUACUCGAAAUUAAUGUAAAAAUAACUUCCUAAUGCAGAGGUAUAACUGCCUAAUUUUUGUUAUGGCUUAUCAAUGCCUUGUGUUACACAAGAAGCCUUGCACUAAGUACUGAAAUAAAGUAAUUGUUCCUAGCAACUCAGCUAUGAAUUUGGUCCCAACAAUGCAACCUUUUUAUCUUCAUCUCUCAAAAUAAGCAUUCUUAAAGUUUUUUCAUGAUACCCAUGAUGUGGCCAUAAUAAUGGUUGGCAACAUUGAAAACGAUAAACUUCUUUCUAAAAUUUUCUCAAGUUAAACAAACAAAAUGUUUUGAACAAUGAAUUUUCUUUUGAAUUACCACUAGUAUAACAUCUUCCCAGUUCCCACUGUAUCUCUAUCAGCUUUAACCCUUUUUAAAGAAAAAAAAUGUUGUUCUCGGGUUGAAUUAGGAUUCAAAUCUCACUGGUUAUAAC
Vigna umbellata (rice bean) is the source of this 1432-nucleotide messenger RNA. The record is from RefSeq and is a predicted model, not a curated record. NCBI's taxonomy places the organism in Eukaryota, Viridiplantae, Streptophyta, Magnoliopsida, Fabales, Fabaceae.